AUUUUCUGCGAUCCUGAAACCAGCAAUUAAUCCAAGGAGAAGCUCUGUUCCAUUAAAUCCACAAAGAAAAGUGCAGUGACUUAAAGAUGAAGGCAACGAAAAUAGAGGAGCCCCUGCGGAUGGAGGACUUCCUGCGGCCGCAGUUGUUACAGAGGCUGGCGCGGUUGGUUCAUUUCCAGUGGGAAAGAAAUCCGGAGGACAACAGGAUGGUGAACACCUCCAAGUGGCCCUUUUGGGUGUCGGCGAUCCUCAAUUUGGUGUUCUUCACUUGCAAUGGCUGGGAUAUCAUAGGUCACCUUUGGCUGGGCCAACCUACCAACCAGAAUCCCCCCGUGAUUAGCAUCACCAUUUACUUCUCCAUCAGGGGACUAAUGCUGUACCUAAAACGAAACGCAAUUGUCGAGUUUGUCAAUGACUUGGACCGGGAGUGUCCGCGGGACUUGGCCAGCCAGCUGGACAUGCAAAUGGAUCACACUUACCGAUACUUUUGGAAGCGGUUCCACAUUGUCCAGGCCUACGGUCAUGUGGGUGGGUUGGCGUUCUGCUUAAUGCCGUUGGUUUUAUUUUUCUUGACCCAUGAGGGCAAUGGGUCACCUGUGGCCCAGCAAGAGCAACUUCUUGGAGGUUGGCUGCCACUAGGAGUGCGAAACGACCCCAAAUUCUAUUUGUUUGUUUGGCUGUACGACUUCUAUUGUACGGUGAGCGGUAUAUCCUUCUUCAUCACCUUUGACAAUCUGUUCAACGUGAUGCAGAGUCACUUGAUCAUGCACCUGAACCACCUGGCCCGCCAGAUUUCGGUCCUCGAUCCCCGCCAGAGUUUAACCAACGAGGUUCAGUUCUUUUCGCAUCUAAAAUCGUUAGUUCAAAGGCAACAGCUCCUUAAUGACUUUUGCGGCAGAUACAACGAAAUCUUCAAGGUGGCUCUCCUGGUUAGCAACUUUGUGGGCGCCGGUUCCCUCUGCUUCUUCCUGUUCAUGUUCUCUGAGACAUCUGAUCUGCUGAUUAUGGGACAAUAUAUUAUACCCGCUUUCGUCCUGGUAGUCUUCACCUUUGAGAUCUGCCUACGUGGCACGCAACUGGAGGAGGCGUCUGAGGGUCUGGAAUCGUCCUUAUGUCACCAAGAAUGGUACUUGGGAAGCCAGCGGUAUCGAAAAUUUUAUCUAAUCUGGAUGCAAUACAGCCAGCGGACCCAGAAACUGGGCGCUUUUGGCCUUGUCGAAGUGAACAUGGUGCACUUUACUGAUAUCAUGCAGCUGGCUUAUAGACUUUUCACCUUCCUUAAAUCGAAUUGA
This is a messenger RNA of Drosophila biarmipes, 1292 nucleotides long. RefSeq names its product odorant receptor 88a-like. Bases 87 to 1292 code for a protein of 401 amino acids. Gene Ontology annotation, cellular component: plasma membrane. The record is from RefSeq and is a predicted model, not a curated record. Gene Ontology annotation, biological process: sensory perception of smell; detection of chemical stimulus involved in sensory perception of smell. Gene Ontology annotation, molecular function: olfactory receptor activity; odorant binding. The transcript has 5 exons. Lineage: Eukaryota; Metazoa; Arthropoda; Insecta; Diptera; Drosophilidae.